Messenger RNA from Cynoglossus semilaevis (tongue sole), 6792 nucleotides. It is a transcript of the gene maff, whose product is annotated as v-maf avian musculoaponeurotic fibrosarcoma oncogene homolog F. Gene Ontology annotation, biological process: regulation of epidermal cell differentiation; regulation of transcription by RNA polymerase II. Gene Ontology annotation, molecular function: RNA polymerase II cis-regulatory region sequence-specific DNA binding; DNA-binding transcription factor activity, RNA polymerase II-specific. Bases 3430 to 3906 code for a protein of 158 amino acids. NCBI's taxonomy places the organism in Eukaryota, Metazoa, Chordata, Actinopteri, Pleuronectiformes, Cynoglossidae. The record is from RefSeq and is a predicted model, not a curated record. The transcript is spliced from 3 exons. Gene Ontology annotation, cellular component: nucleus.
AACCAUACGAUCGGAUGUUAAUUAAUGUGUAUUUAGGAUUUAAAGCGCUGGCGUGGGCUGGUUGAAUUUACAAACCAACCAAAAGACUAAGAAGAUGUGUGCUAUACCACUGACCGUUGAUGCUAUAUGCUAACUCAUAUUAGCAUGUUUGAGAUGAUGCGGGUAAUGUGGUGUCUCGUUUCAUAUUCAGACGCCUAAGCAGCUGCCUACCAACGUUUGUGUUAUGUACCUAAAACCUUUAUGUCUCAUGGAACGUGAAAUAUAUUUCAAAUAGCUGUUUAAAGUCCUUUCAAAAUGGAUGUCGAUGUCACUUGUGUAAAUGGCUGUUUACUACAGCACUAGCUCCCUAUAAGGACAAGGGUGGAUUCUAGACUGUUCGUAUAUAAAUAAAUACUGAUUUAAAUUGUAGUACGAGUUAGGUUUUUUAAAAAAUCGACAUUAAAAAGAACAGACAUGUAGCUAUUUAACUAUACAACCACUAGGUCGAAUAUGGCAGAGCUACAUUCACUUGUUGCGUUUGUUAACGAUGGUAAUAUUCGUGCGAAGCUGUCACAAGUGUUAUUCACGCUAAAGUACAUUAGCAAAUGUGCUGCGUGGACAAAAAGGGAUAAAAAUAAAGGAGAGGAAAAGUCGUGGUCAGUGUUGUUUUUCCCAGUCUUGUGGUUCAGACUGGAGCUGAGGCAGAGGUUAUUAUUGCUGAAUCACCCUGACUAUACGGAACAGCCGCGACCGCUUUGGACAAACCUUCGUCCCUGCCUUUAAACCACCGGUUCCCACGCUUUUCGGGAAAUAAGAGUUAUUUUCAGCAAUCUGAGAACCAUUGUGGCUACUUUUGUGUUAACCCUCCUUAUGGAUCAGCACCUGUUUGUCUAGAGAUUCCAGGCCUAAAGGGCUGUGAAUGCUUAUCAUGCUGUUCAUGAACUGACACAAGGGAACACGCGGAUUGUUUUUUGCUGAAAUUCGAUUAUUUAAUUGUAUUUAACGUGUAAAUAAGUAUUUUGUGUUUACACAACCUUUUGUAAACAAUGUCUACAUUCGACUAUUUUGAGAUAAAAGUUGUAAUAAAUUUGGCUUCUGGAUCUUUAAGCUAAAUAGUCAGAGUUAUAGUUUUACUCUUCGUUUGUUUUGAUAAGCUAGCUGCUAAAGUGAGAUAUGGAGGAGGGCUUGGACCAGUGUACUGGAGGAGAAUAAUAAUCCAAGGUUAUCAAUACCUAAAAGGUAUCAGGAGGGUAUUCUAGAUUUAAUGUUUAUAUCCUUUUUUAAAUGUAUUACUUCUGAACUCUUUAUAGCUUCAAUGUAUAAACACGAACAAAAAUCAGGAUAUUUUCUCAGUCAAAUUCAGUAACAUGUCAAUUCCAAUGUCCUCAGAAAACGCAUAUAUUUCAAGAUUUUACUUAAUUUAUAAAAAUCUUUGCUUCUGUCUACAUACGUUUUUGAAUAUAUAAGCCUAAUAUUAUAAAACUUUAUACUAGAAUUAUGCCCAGAUGUAUUGAAAAUAUGAAUAAUAAUUUGGUCUUGUCAAACAAAUCUGUGAAGUCAUCCUAUACCUUGCUUGUUUUCAUAAAUGUAUGCAUUCUUUUUCUGUUUUGGUGGUUCAUUUUCCUGUCCUGUCGGCAUAGUGCCUGUGUAUUUUUCCAGUACUGCUGAGUUCAGCAGAACAACUCAAGGCUUGUCUUUAAAUCCACGUCAACUCCAGGUGACUGACACAAGCCUUUAAUAUCUUUUAUUUUAGAGCCAUGAACAAGAUUAGGCUUUUAGAGACUUUCACAUGUACCACAUGUGUUUGUGUCAAAACAGAAAACGUGAAGAGCUAAUGUGCAAAUAAUUUAUAGCUGCAUAAUAACACCUUUUUGUAACUGUGGGGCAGAAGUAUGCAUGGAAAAAAAUACAGUAUAUCAUGUUAACAGUAAACUCAGUCAGGUUUUAAUCAUCCAGCCUCAAAGAUGUUUGAUUAAAACUCGCUAAAAGGAGAUGCUACCACAUUAGGGCUUUCCCCACAAAUUUCACUGAUACGGAAUGACAUGUUUACUUCCUCUAGUAUAGUCUAGUGAAAGAUUUACAAUUCCCCUAAUCCAGUUCAAAAGACGUUUAUUAAAUGUCACCAUAUUGUGGCAGGAGUAUUCACAGCUAUUUCUCAGAGAGAAACAAAGGUUUAGAUCUGAUAACACAUCAACAGGGUGCAUUUCAUCACCAUAGGUGUUGCUGAUGUUGCAGCGAACACCAAAUCUCCCCCCAAAAUCAGUGUGGGAAAAUACCUCGUGGUUUAAUGAUGUCAAAUUUGACCUUAUUGGUGAAACCAGACAUAAAUACCGCCGAAGGCUGAACUGCACUCACUUCAUCAACACAGCAGUGAUCUGAAGGCCACAAACAAAUCAAGCGAGAAAAUUACAAAGGGGAAAACAGUUCCUGUUGGACUUUAAACCCACGCACACAACAACAUUUGUGAGCUUGUGACCUUAAGAGACGUGCAGGAAGUCCCCGAGUCAUGUGUGAAUGGGACAUUUUUAAACACUGUGUUGAAGGCAGUACAGACUCAUUGACCUCUUUUUCACAAACGAACGUCGAUCUACACUGUACUUUCCUAACUUUAACAUGUCAGCAUUUCAGGUACAGUUUAUCAGCAGGUUCUUGGAUUUAUUUCCACAAAAAAACAAGCUAGUAAAUCUUUGACAGAGUUCUCAAAAGUGCCAAAACUAAAAAGGGCAUUAGGUUCAUAAAACAAAAACAUAACCAGAAAGUUACUAAACAAUAUCCAAAUGUAGCACAAUGGCUAAGAAUUUGCAUUUUAGCCAAACAUUGGUCAGAAAAAUGGCUAACCAAAUUUUACGUCUUUAAAAAGUGAGCAGAAGGACUUUAGAAUAACCAAAAACAUCUUGAUUACUGCUCAGGUAUGGCUAAAAGAUAGCCAAGUAAUAUAGGAAAGUAUGGUGAAAAUUAGCUUGAAUGUAACAGAAAUGCACCUAAACUGACCAAAAAGUCUAACAAAGGUUGGGCUAAAACAGGAAUAAAGCAAGAUAGCCAAAGGUAUGGACCAUGACUUAAACUUGGACCACACCGUUAAAGAAGACAUUUCUUUAAUUGUUUUUAACAAUGAAAGCAUAGAGCCGUUGGGUGUUUUGUUGACAGGAGGAAGUGUGGAGGGAAUUGUUGGGACACCUGCUUUGAGAAACCAAAGAGCAGACGCACGACAACUUCCUCCUCACAAUUCCAGUGAACAGUAAACGUUGUGUUGCUUUCAAAACCUCCUCUUCCUUUCAUAUCAGCCACACAGUCUAAUGAGAGAGCACAUUUUUGGAGAAGCAUGACCGGGCUGUGGCUUCUCCUUUUCUUUAUCGUGCAUGACUGACUGUCUUGUGAGCGGAUGGGUGUCUAUAUUUGUGUUGACUGGUGCUCGGAGGUUGGAAACAAAAAGCUGAAGACAGCGGCAUCAUGACAACGGAGAGAAACAGCAAAGCCCUAAAGGUGAAGCAGGAGUGUGGAGAGAACGUUCCCUACCUGUCAGACAAUGAGCUCAUGUCCCUCUCGGUCCGGGAGUUGAACCUCCACCUCCGUGGCAUGGCCCGUGAGGACAUCCAGAAGCUAAAACAGCGGCGCCGCACGUUGAAGAACCGAGGCUACGCCGCCAGCUGUCGGGUCAAACGCGUCUCCCAGCGCGAGGCCCUGGAGCAGCAGAAACUGGAGCUCCAACGGGAGGUGGAGAGACUCGGCGCCGAGAACGCCGGCAUGAGGAAGGAGCUGGAGGGUCUCGGAGCACGUUUGGCCGCUCUGCAGAGAUUCGCCAGGGGGCUGGAAGCCGGGGGCGGCAAUCUGCUGGCCACGGCCCCACGCCUUAACACAGCCUCGGUCAUCACCAUCGUCAAGAGUCCACAUCAGCCUCAGCCACAGAGAGAACACGAGCCGUCGUAGGAGGAGCUACUGGAGCCAGACUUGGGGAAGGGGGGGGGGGGGCACAACCUACAAUGCAAACACACACAUUCUUACACUCACACACCAAUACACACACAUGCAGUUAUAGAUGUACUAAGAACACACAGAUGCUGGAGAACAAGUCGUAUAUACAGUAGGUAAAUGAGUAGGAACGUACUCGCUUGUUAGCAUCACACCUCGUUCACGUUGUUAUAUGCAAGUGUCAUUUGAACCUGUGUUUGACAGAGCAGUGUCUAACGUCACCAAAAACGACAACAGCUACGCUUAGCUUCUAAACAACAGCUGAAACUAAAUGGUUAUCUAGGACAAGUGGAGGCGUCCUCCACUGUGGAACUAUUUUAUAAACACUGCAGCUUCGCUGAGGCCGAUCACGCUCAAGUGUGUUUGUUUUUAAGAUGCAUAAGAGUCAUAUAUUUAAAACAAUGUGUCAGGUGUAAUGUGAACGAGGCAUUGAACACUGAGACACAUACACACACACACCCCCCCUGGCUGUCACUUUUUACUUUUGAACUUUUUCAAAUUUCUCUUCGACAACAGAACUAAAAGAUGGUUGAAACCAUUGAGAGUUGCACAGGACCAGCACUCAAUAAAAGAAGACAAAAUGUCACCACGCAUCUAGUUCCAAGCUUGAAUUUUGGUGAAAGUGACAGCUAUAACACGCACACACACACACACACACACACACACGCGCACAAUUCUCCCCAACCACCCACCCACCCCCACUUCCCCCUGACCCUCACAGGGUUGCACACAGCGACUAACUGGACUCUGACUCUGAAGCCCAGACCAAUAAUCCAGAAUGACUGUACUCUUCAGCCAGGGUAACCUGUGAUUGUGCUGGCAAGAAACCAGGACGAAUCCUCUGCCUCAGUUUGAGACUAGUGACUGACAGCCAAACGCUGUGGCCGCCGCCACCGCCGCCGUCAGAAUCUGCACCGUACGUGCAGCUAAAGUAUAUGGGCCACUCCUUCAAACCCGUCCAGGAUCAUGUGUUUUCUGUCAGGCUCACAGUUUUGAAUCACUUCUGACAUGAAUGCAGAGUUUCUCAACCUUGGUGUCACUUGAUAUCCAAGGACAAAGGCCACGGGAGAUUCCCCACGACUGGAACAAAAGACGAACCACACUCACAUUCACCUGACAGCUCUGGAAACCAGUGCUUCUCAAAUGGUCAAUCCUAAGAAGGCCAGGUGUUUUGGUCACGACCCAGUUUUUUCCUAAAGGUCCAGGUGAUAUUUUCUAUUUGGUUUUUUCAGUUGUAAGUCACUGUUGUAUUUGGUUAGUUAUUUCUCCACCCAUUACUGACACACCCUGCUGGUAAAUUCUUGGUCUGACAAUGAGAGGCCAAAACUGUCAUCAUGUCACACAACCCACUUUUGGGUCAUGACCCACCAUUUGGGAGGCACUGCUUUUGACGAUAGGAUCAUAAGGAUGUUAGUUAACACACACACACACACACACACACACACCCCGGGGAAAAAGGCUGAAAAACUCUGCAUUUGUUUGUUCACGUUUGUUUCCAGACAAAGUUUUGAUUUGUGACAGCUUCUGCUCAUCGUCAUAUUCUACAGAGUAAAACUCGACUGCUUGUGUACCCGUUACUCACAUUACUGCAGUGCCUUUAGUGUAUGUCAGCGUCAGUAGACUGGACACUUAAUUCUCUUCUCAAUUCUCUCACAUUUCCUCAGCUGCGUUCACUUGUCUCGUCCCGUGACCUUUAACCUUUGCUGCAGUUUCUCCUGAAAAAUCUUAACAACAGACGUUUGGUGACUUUGACAGAAACACGUCCCAGCGGAGUCUCGUCCUGUCGCUGUCCAAACAAGAGAAGGAAAAAAAAAAAAGUCAAAUGAUGCAAAACUUCUGCAAACAUUCCCCCUCAUCUUUUACUGGUGUGUUUGUUCUUUGUAACGUUUGUACCUGUACGUUGAGAGACGAAAAUGUUAGGUGACAUUUAUCAAGAGAUACAUAUAUAUAUAUAUAUAUACAUAAAUAUAUAUAUAUUCUAUAUUUUAUUUGUAUUUAAAAAAGGUAGAUAAGAAAAAGACAAGCUAACGAGUGCUGUGAUUGUUCCUGUCCGUUUUAUUUUUUUUUCCCAGAAGUACUUAACUUACGACUAGUCUGAGGAUAUUCUCACGUCCGAUAAUUGUGUUGUGAUUUUGUUUGGCAAAAAUGUUCAUUAUUAUUGUUAUUGUUAUUAUUAUUAUUAUUAUUAGCUGCGUAGAAAUAUGCUCUAAGCCAAUGGUCAUUUUGCUGUACGAUGAUGAUUUGUGUGUAAGUUGUUAGUGGAUCCUUGGAGGGAUUUUUUUCAUCUGUUUAAUUAUUAUAUUUUUUGAAAAGAGGAAAACACAAGUGAAAUAGAGAUGGAGAGUGGAGGAGGAUUGGCGAAGGAUCGGAGGAGGAGGAGGAGGAGAGGGAGGAGAGGAGUGGGUACGAUGGAAACAGGAAGUUGUCGGUAAAGGAACAGGGAAGGAAAGUGGAGGGGAAUUAAUCACUUGAAAAACCUCCAUAGAUGAGUUUUGAAGCUGCAGUAACAUAGCCAUAUUAUUUCUGAAGCAGGCAUCGUAUCACAAUAAUAGACUGUCCACGACAAACAAGUCCUUCAAAGACGCCAGGCUUACAUUUUAGCUCAGUGAGUAUUAGUGUGGCGACGCAUUUAUCCUCAAAUACUUUUAACGUCUCGCGUUUGUCUUGGAUGUUUGUGCUGGAUGUUUUGUAACCAGUUGCAAAACGGAGAAAAAAAAUGGUCUUUGUAUUUAUUAUUAUUAUUGUUAUUAUUAUUACCUGUAUUUUUUCUAUUGUGAAAAAUUUAAGUACAUCGUCUAUUUUAAAUAUUAAUUCUAAUAAAUGUUGUACAUAUUGUACAUAAAA